Molecule: messenger RNA, 819 nt
Organism: Oppiella nova
Lineage: Eukaryota; Metazoa; Arthropoda; Arachnida; Sarcoptiformes; Oppiidae
Source: the annotation of a GenBank genome assembly
AUGUAUCGCAAAUACCUCAUAUCCACGGAAUCUAGUAGACUGAUAAACCAAUUGAGUGGAGAUGACUGUCAGCACCCCUUACACGCCAUUCCGGGGGCAUGCAUGCGUACUGAUACGAUGGGACACCCGCGAGAAAUAAAAUUAUUUUACAUUUUCGAUGACAUCCGCGGAAAUAACAUACUAUUUGUGACGUCCGACGACUCGGUGUACGCGUUGGGCAGCAAUAGGUGGGGUCAGCUCGGGUUGGGACACAAUGCACCCAUUGAAGCACCGGUACUCAUACCGGAGUUAUGCCGUCAAAAUAUACGUCAAUUUGUCAAUGGAUUAGAUUUUGUGGUGGCAUUAGAUAAAGAUAAUAAAAAAAUAUUCUGGUUGGCUGGCAACCAAUGGGGAGAUUUAGAGCAAAGUGAUAUAUAUUUUAAACCACGUUUAAUUACUAUAAAUGAAUCCAUCGAGACCAUUUUUGAACAAAUAUGUUGCGGUGAAAAUCAUACACUAGUGUUAACCACUAAUGGACAAGUGUAUGGCUGGGGCAGUAACAAAUGCGGGCAAAUAGGGUGUGGGAGCCGGGAUAUGGAUACAAUAUCCACGCCAAUUAACAUUGAGUUUCCCAUAGGAUAUAAAAUCUUAAACAUUAUUUGCUAUGAGUUAAUAUCGAGUGCGGUCACACCGGACGGACAGGUGUUUGUGUGGGGUGCCAUAAAUGACAUCAAGAUAUAUUCACCUAAACUAUUAGAAAACAUAUGGAACGUGAUCAAGGUGUUUGUGUGGGGUGCCAUAAAUGACAUCAAGAUAUAUUCACCUAAACUAUUAGAAAAC